UCCGCUGACGGGCUUAGUUUAUACUUUCUACUGAAUUGGUUUUUGGGUGACCUGACUAAUCUUGUUGGUUGUAUACUGACAAAGCAAUUGCCAUUCCAGAUGUAUCUUGCAAUGUAUUUUUGCACAGUAGACUUGGUACUUUUUUCCCAAUACUUUUAUUAUACUUGGCUCUUUUCGGCACGUUUGCCUGAUGAUGUACCAUUAGGACCAGAAGAGAGUCCAACAAGAUUUUCUAUGAUUUCACUGAGAGACUCGAUAUUAGAAGGUGCAAAAAAAAGUUACACGUUCCCAGAAUUAAAGAAAGGAUCGCAUAAACGAAU
Racocetra persica is the source of this 320-nucleotide messenger RNA. Lineage: Eukaryota; Fungi; Glomeromycota; Glomeromycetes; Diversisporales; Gigasporaceae. The record is from the annotation of a GenBank genome assembly.